This is a messenger RNA of Endocarpon pusillum Z07020, 3831 nucleotides long. RefSeq lists its product as uncharacterized. The coding region runs from base 1 to 3831 and encodes 1276 amino acids. Gene Ontology annotation, molecular function: ATP hydrolysis activity; magnesium ion binding; ATP binding. Gene Ontology annotation, cellular component: trans-Golgi network; endosome; plasma membrane. The record is from RefSeq and is a predicted model, not a curated record. Lineage: Eukaryota; Fungi; Ascomycota; Eurotiomycetes; Verrucariales; Verrucariaceae. Gene Ontology annotation, biological process: retrograde vesicle-mediated transport, Golgi to endoplasmic reticulum; phospholipid translocation; endocytosis. The transcript has a single exon.
AUGUCAGGCGCAUAUCAUUAUCGCAACCCAGACGACCACGAUUCCUUCAACGAGCUGUCGUCAGAAGAUGAUCUGGAUCUAAACGAGUUAGAUCCAGUGAGGAGCGAUAGGUUAAGUUCGACACGGGAAAAUCUGAGUGGCAUACAGGAUGGCAAAGCCAGAGGUUAUGGACAGAGCAUUGCGCUGAGCAAUCUGAGGAGUGUGCAACGAGGCCGGCGAUGGGCACGGAGGAAUCACCGAGAAGGGGCAGAAGAUGAAGAUGACCUGCAAGGUCUGCUUAACGAGCGAGAAGACAAAGGAAAUAACGGUCAGAGAGGAACCGCCGCAGGCCUGUCCGGUUUGACCAAGCGGGGGCAACAUCGUGAUCAGGAGAACCAAGGUCCACUUGCUCGAUUAGCCAGCUUCAGACAGAGUCUACAACUUCCCGAGACUUUGCGAUUGGAAUUUAAUGAGCCCGAUGGCGGCUCAAAGGCUAGUAACAAGGAGUCUCGUGAGGUUCUGGUUGGCCAACUGCAGGUCAAGAAAUAUCCUGCCAAUAUUGUCUCGAACGCCAAAUACAGCGCAUGGUCUUUCCUGCCUCGCACACUGUAUAACGAGUUUUCAUUCUUCUUGAACAUAUAUUUCCUUCUUGUGGCGCUCUCUCAAAUAAUACCAUACUUGCGCAUCGGCUACAUGUCGACCUAUGUUGCUCCCUUGGUCAUGGUAUUGACAAUAACCAUUGGGAAAGAAGCUAUUGACGACAUAGCAAGGAGAAAGAGGGAUUCUGAGGCCAACGCAGAGCCUUACACAGUGAUUUCACUUAGUGCCGAGACGGUGAAGAAGGGAAAAAGGACUGGGAUACCAAGCAGGGCUAUGUCUGAGGGACAUUUGGGACUUCAAGGCACUUGGGAAUUUCAAAAGCGGUCUAGAGAUCUCAAGGUCGGAGACAUCUUGAAGCUACAAAAGAAUCAGCGUCUUCCAGCGGACGUUGUCAUUCUCAAGAGCAUUCCCAACGACCUCGGCAUAGACCAAGCCACGAGCAGCGCUCAGCUUGAAGCGAUACCAGCGCCAGAACAAGGAGCCACCACCACCAGCGAGGCUCUACAGAAUGAUGAAAUUCGAAGACCAGAACCGAAGACUAUCCAUGAUGAACAAACAUCAGGCGAGACCUUUAUACGGACUGAUCAGCUCGAUGGUGAGACGGACUGGAAACUUCGACUUCCAUCGCCACUUACCCAACCCCUGAACGCCGUCGAUUUUCACAGACUCAAGAUCAAAGCUAGUGCGCCAGACAAGAGAGUCAAUGAGUUUGUUGGGACUAUCGAGCUAAAUUCUCGGCAAGAAAUGCGUUAUGAUCCACACCUGUCUCAGGAGGACUCGCCCACCAGUCUCGAUACCAAUGCUCACCAGACCAACCAGGCCAGCAUGCAAUCUCUACCAUUGACGAUAGACAACACGGCAUGGGCAAAUACCGUCAUCGCUUCGAACACGACAACGCUUGCCAUGGUUAUCUAUACUGGCAGACAGACUCGUUCUGCUAUGUCGACGUCACCAUCACGUUCGAAGACCGGUCUGUUAGAACUUGAGAUAAACAACUUGACGAAGAUCCUUUGUGCACUGACCUUAACCUUGUCUAUUGUACUCGUAGCCCUAGAGGGCUUUGAGCCAACAAACAAGAAGCCAUGGUAUGUGGCGAUCAUGAUAUAUCUCAUCCUCUUCUCUACUAUCAUCCCGAUCAGCUUGAGAGUCAACCUGGACAUGGCAAAGUCAGUGUAUGCAAGGUUUAUCGAGCGUGAUCAGGGAAUACCGGGCACUGUUGUACGAACAAGUACGAUACCCGAAGAUCUCGGCCGCAUUGAGUACUUGCUUUCUGACAAGACUGGAACACUGACCCGUAAUGAGAUGGAGUUGAAAAAGAUUCAUGUUGGUACUGUAUCCUAUGCAAACGAAGCUAUGGAAGAGGUAGCAUCUUAUGUCAAACAGGCCUUCUCUGGCCAAGGCCUGAAGAGCAACGUUCAGCCGAGCCGCCUUUUUACACCAUCAUCUGCUCACCUCACACAAAUAAACACGUCGUCAACCACAAGGACUCGUCGAGAAAUUGGAACUCGUGUUCGAGAUUUGAUCCUGGCCCUCGCUCUGUGCCACAACGUCACACCUACUACGGACGAGGUGCAAGGAAAGCAGAUCACGGCCUACCAAGCGUCUUCUCCCGACGAAAUAGCCAUCGUUCAGUACACAGAACAAGUUGGAUUGCGUCUUGCCCAUCGAGAUCGACAAAGUAUUGCCUUACAAUCUACCGAAUCUAAUCGUGUUGUCGUAAAAGUGAAGAUACUCGAAAUCUUCCCAUUUACCUCUGAUAGCAAGCGCAUGGGAGUCAUUGUUCAAUUCAGCACAGGCCUAGAAGACCCAGUCGAUGAGGACGAAGUCUGGUUUUACCAGAAGGGUGCUGACACGGUUAUGUCUUCCAUCGUUGCGGCGAAUGACUGGCUUGACGAAGAGACUGCAAACAUGGCUCGGGAAGGUCUUCGAACUCUCGUUGUAGGCCGCAAGCGUCUGUCUAUGCAACAAUAUCAGUCCUUCACCAGCUCCUACAAGGAAGCCUCCCUAUCACUUCACAAGCGCGAAAUCACCAUGUCCGAGGUUGUCAAAACCCAUCUCGAGAAUGAGCUGGAAUUACUCGGCGUUACGGGCGUGGAAGACAAACUACAGAAAGACGUCAAACCGUCUCUAGAACUGCUGCGCAACGCGGGUGUCAAAAUCUGGAUGCUCACCGGUGACAAAGUCGAGACAGCCCGCUGCGUAGCAGUAUCAGCCAAACUGGUCUCCCGCGGCCAACAAAUCCACACCAUCUCCAAACUCCGCACCAAAGCCCAAGCCCAAGAAUCGCUCGAUUUCAUGCGCAACAAGACCGACUCCUGUCUCCUCAUCGAUGGCGACUCCCUCUCCCUCAUGCUCACCCAUUUCCGACACCCCUUUAUCAGCCUCGCGGUCCUCCUCCCCGCCGUGAUCGCUUGCCGCUGCUCGCCCACGCAAAAAGCCGAACUCGCCAACCUCAUCCGCACCCACACCAAGAAACGACGUCAGCAUGAUCCAAGCCGCCGAUGUGGGAAUCGGAAUAGUCGGAAAAGAAGGCCGGCAAGCGUCGCUGGCCGCCGACUUCAGCGUCACGCAAUUCUGCCACCUGACCAAGCUGCUCGUCUGGCACGGGCGAAACAGCUACAAGCGGUCGGCCAAACUGGCGCAGUUCGUCAUCCACCGCGGCCUGAUCAUCUCGGUCUGCCAGACCAUGUACAACAUCGCGGGCCACUUCGACCCGAAGGGCCUCUUCAAGGACUGGCUCCUCGUCGGCUACGCGACCGUCUACACCAUGGCGCCCGUCUUCUCGCUCGUGCUGGACCGCGACGUGGACGAGCACCUGGCCAAGCUGUACCCGGAGCUGUACAAGGAGCUGAAGACGGGCCAGAGCCUCAGCUACCGCACCUUCUUCACCUGGGUCGCCAUCUCCGUCUACCAGGGCAGCAUCAUCCAGGGCCUCUCGCAGCUGCUGGUCGGCGAGGUCGACGGCACGCGCAUGCUCAGCGUCAGCUUCACCGUGCUCGUCUUCAACGAGCUCAUCAUGGUCGCUGUCGCCGUCACCACCUGGCAUCCCAUCAUGAUCGUCUGCAUCGUCGGCACCGCCGCCCUGUAUGCCGUCAGCGUGCCGUUCCUGGGCGAAUACUUCGAUCUGCGCUAUGUGGCGAGUUGGGGCUGGGUUUGGAGGGUCAGCGCCGUGGCCGCCGUCAGUCUCGUCCCCGUUUGGGGCGGGAAGGUCAUUGGCAGGACGUGGAGACCGCCGAGUUAUCGCAAGGUUAG